CGCCCGCUCCGCCGGCACCCACGUGGGCCGGUUAGCGCAUGCGCGGCGGGAGCCGAAGGGGACGACGGGAACAGGAAUUUCACCACAUGGCCGCUGAAGGAGUGACCAUUACUGUUCGCCUCAUUCGUUCAUUUGAGCAUCGCAAUUUCAAGCCUGUAGUAUAUCAUGGAGUUAAUUUGGACCAAACUGUAAAGGAAUUUUUAGUAUUCCUAAAACAAGAUGUUCCUUUAAGGACCAGCUUGCCACCACCAUUCAGAAAUUAUAAAUAUGAUAAACUAAAGAUUAUUCAUCACGCACAUAAGUCAAAGGUUAGGCGUGUUUUCAAACUGGUUCCUGACAUGCAGAGAAUACAUCUGUUAUACAAAUCAGUUACGGCAAAACAGUAUGCUGUUUGAAAAAUUUGUGGAGCAAAGUGUGUUGUGUCCUUCUCCACUGAAUGCAUAAUUUUCUGCAUUGUUGGGCUUGUUCAUGUAUUCCUGUUUUCUAAAAGGCAUAACUAGUAAAUUAUCCCUUUGUCUUAGUGAAGAUCUAUCUAUUGUGUUCAGAUAGUCACCAUGAUGACCUUUUAAAACAGGAGGAAAUUCUCCUGUAGUUAAACAAAAAUCUUAGAUGUGUUACUUAUAUUUAAAUGCAUGCUCCACCCUGGUGUGCUAUCAUUGUACAAUUUGGGCUUAUUUUUUCGGUUGAACAAUGUAACUGGUUAGGGGGUGAGUCCCAAAAUGAAUGAAGUCACUGAGAAUGUUUUAUUAAUCUGGCUUUAUAAACUUUAUCUAAGCCACAACAAUUCUAGUAAGUGCAGGCUGUAUACCUUGGGGGUGAUUUUGCAGGCUUCCAUCUCCACUUUCACAAGGAAAGGGGUUAAUAUAUUUUUACAGAUACAGUUUUAAAACUUUAGAAAACGUCGCCCAUCUGUCUUCUCCCAUGCCUUACCCAGUUUUCUCAUUGUCCUUCCAGCUCCUGUUCACCACCUGCAGGGCCUACAGCGUCACCUGCACAGUCUGUCAGUUUUCUAGCCCCAGUGCAAAUUUACUUUAUUUAUUAUUAUUUUUAAUGACUUCUUGUUUACAUAUAAUCAUUGUGCAUCUUUGUGGAAUACAGUGUGGCUUCUCAAAGCACACCCACAGUGUGUAAUAAAUCAAAUCACAUGUUCAUCUCAUUUAGCAUGGAAGGGUAUCCAUGUGUUCGUCUUAUUUAGCAUUGAACAUUGCAUUACAUGUACACAUCCAUGACAGUUUCUGCUAGGUUUUAUUAUUAUUUUUUGGAAGUCUAUAUUGAGUUGUCAGUGACAUGAAUUGUAUCCUCCGCCGUGGUGUCCUGUUGCAUAACCUAUUCUGUUUGUUUACAUGCCUUCUUGUAUCUGUCCCCGUAUCUCCCUUUGCACUCUCUACUUCUGUUCCAUUGAGUCCCGCUAUAAUUUUGAUGUCCUUUCUCAGUCAAACAGACUUCCAAAAUGGCUCCUGUAACUUAAUAAACUCAUUCAUAAAAGGCAUUCCCCUGUUUCCCAGCUUUCUGGAUUUAGAGACUUUCCUAAAUGUAAUUAACAGGCAUCCUCAGAAAUUUCAUUACCACAAUAAAGGGGCUAUCUGGAUACCUGCCUACCGGAUCCUCUUGUUUGAACUGUGAGCUAAGUGAUUGUUGAAUGAAUGAAUCGAUGAUACAUUGUAAAUAAUUGCUGUAGCAUCACUGUGGUUAUUAAGAAAACAUGUGUAUAUGCUUGUGCAUGUAUGUAUUGAGAGCUGUGAUCAGUAGUCUGUUUAUAAAGUCAGAAUUCUGUUUUGAUGCUAGAGGGUGCAUACAUAUGCAUGAGAUGUGGAAAAGAGGGAGAAAGCACCUCCUAGCAGGGUGUAGUCCUGCUGCAGUCCUUUUCCCUCCAAUUCUCCAAUCCUUUUUUUCCAAUUCUCCAUCUUGUCAGGAUCCUGGGCACAUGUGUGCCCGCCUGGUGUGUCGCUGCCCGGGCAAGCAAGCCCCAGACAGCCAUUUGGGGUCCAGCUUUCUCUGCUGAGUGCUCACUGUUGUGCUAUAAAUGAACCGCAAUAUAAAAUAUUUUAAAUGAAAUUCACAAAAAUAUUUGAAGAAAACUUGGGACAGAAUCAAAUCACCUUAGGAAAGGUCUAAGUACGAUAUAAAACCAUGAAAUACCAACAUGUUUUACUUCAUUCAUUAACUUACUCACCAAAAAUUCAUUUAGUUCUUUUUUUUUUAAGCUUUUGCUAUAG
Tupaia belangeri chinensis (Chinese tree shrew) is the source of this 2216-nucleotide messenger RNA. RefSeq names its product chromosome unknown C2orf76 homolog (gene CUNH2orf76). Lineage: Eukaryota; Metazoa; Chordata; Mammalia; Scandentia; Tupaiidae. The transcript has 5 exons. The record is from RefSeq and is a predicted model, not a curated record. Bases 39 to 395 code for a protein of 118 amino acids.